AUGCCGGAUCCAAGGCUCUCCCAGCCACAAUGCGUUACCCUCACUGACCUCCCAUACGAGCUCAUCGCCAUGAUUGCUGUCCAGGUGGACCACUACACCGCCCUCUCCCUCGCUCGAGUCGCUCCGCAGCUCACCCUCGGGGCGCAACAUGGCAUAUGGCGCUCACUCGAUCUGAGCGUCAGCCCGUACUAUGGCCAGCGCCCGUCUUACCGACCUCGGGCGGUGCCUAUGCUCACGAUGGCGCUACAUCUCGCUGAAGAGGCAAAAGGGCGUGAAGAUAUCCGUCGGGCGGCGCUGAAGCGGAAGGCGGAGGCGAUGGCCAGAGGGGUAGCAGCCGGGAGAGAGAGGAUGGUCCAGCGGAUCAAAGUGGUCUCGGGGACAGCCGGAUCGGAUGGAGCGCUGGAGCUACUUCGGCUCACCGCGGCGUAUCUCACCGCAUUGGAGAUCAUCGCCCCGUUCGAUCCGGAGGUGUAUUCGUGCGAAGACCCCAUCCAGGUCCGGAUGAUCCACCACCCCCUCGCCUUCCCCUCACUCCGGCACAUCCAACUCGGCAGAGGCGCGAUCAAGUCCAGCGUCAUCAUUAGCCUAGUAUGCGGUCUCGCCCCAUCUUUGGAGUCGCUGAGCGUCAGCAUCGAUUCAGCUCUGGCGCGGAGCUGGGAGCCGUCGACGUCAAGCAGUAAUCUCACGCCGAGGAUCAACAGGCAACUACGGCGGCUACAUAUCGAGAGCGUAGGCGCGAGUCAUCCCAAUGAGGCGGACCAAUCGGACGCCGUACGGUCCAUUCUCGACCUCCUCCGUCACUCUCCCUCCGUCCGGCAGCUAUAUACCAAUUACGCUGGACCCAGGCUGGCAGUGGACCGGCUCGUAGUCGCCAUAUCGGAUCUGGAGGAUCUACAAACUCUCCUCUGGGACGUCGAAGCGGACUUUGCGACCUACUAUCUUGCCAUACCGCCUGUUCCUGCUGUCAGCACUAGCGUGAGCUUUGCGAAGCUCCGCAGGCUACUGCUCCGGUCUUCAACGGGUGACCCUCUCAAGAUGGCUCACUUCCCCAAUCUCCCUGUCCUUGAAACCCUCUUCCUCGUUCCUAUACGUACGACUGAAGUCUACCUCCCCUGGCUCUUGCCGUACAGUCCUCGCGAGGAUGUACAGGCCCGGUCUCACCUGAUACCUCCACACAUCGCAGCCGGGACCAGAAGCAGUCCUCAACUGCGAUACAUCCACACCCUUCCCGAUUCUUCCCUCGCACCCGACCUCGAAGAAGAGGACGUCUUUGAUCGGCUUGACGGAGUCGAGAGGAAAGCGGAUAUGAAUGGCGUCAUCAGUUCGUUGUGGCACGGAUCGACCGAGCUAGUUCGGCUUCGUCUACUCCGCUCGGCGCAUCCGGCAUCGGCAGGCGCUGGCGGAGAGCUACCGGUCCAGAAGAAUAGGGAUGCGGAGACGGCGGCGGAGGCGGAGCUGGCCGAGACAGAUGAAGGGGAAACGGAGAUGAAUGAGGAGGCGGAGGAAGAAGAUGAGGGGGAGACGGAGAAAUGGCGGGAAUUGACGAACGUGGAUGAUAAGUGCAUCUCGCCGGCAGCGUUGCGGCGGAUGAGGCAGGCCGAGGGCGCUAGCGUAGAGGAGUGGGAUAAGAGAGGAGUGCAGGUCAGUCACGAGGCGUGGACGAGCGUCAUCCGGAUGGGCUAG
Molecule: messenger RNA, 1683 nt
Organism: Dioszegia hungarica
Lineage: Eukaryota; Fungi; Basidiomycota; Tremellomycetes; Tremellales; Bulleribasidiaceae
Exons: 3
Coding region: 1-1683 (560 amino acids)
Source: RefSeq, a predicted model, not a curated record